AUGGACCCAGACAUCGAACAAGCGAAGGUUGAAAAGCCGAACCCCGAGCAACCCAAGCCUGGCACCGAGUUCCCAGAUGGAGGGGUGAAAGCCUGGUCCGUCGUCUUGGGAAGCUUUUGCGGCCUCUUUUCAGUUUCGGCUGGACUAAUUGCGCAAGUUGGAGUUUUUCAAGCAUAUUACGAAGCAAAUCAGUUGAAGGACUUGUCACCGAGCACUGUCUCAUGGAUACCGGCCCUGUCGAUGUUUAUGAUGUUCAUUACGGCACCUUUGGUUGGACGAGCCUUUGACAUGUUCGGUCCACGCUACCUUCUUCUCGCGGGAACACUACUGCAUGUCUUUGGACUGAUGAUGGCAUCAAUAUCAUCCCAGUACUACCAUUUCAUCCUCUCCCAAGCGGUUUGCAGUCCUCUUGGCGCAGCUAUGGUUCUGUAUCCGUCAUUCAGCUGUGUCACAACCUGGUUUCGACAAAAGCGUGCUCUGGCCCUUGGAAUCACCGCCAGCGGCUCUAGUCUCGGCGGUACUGUCUUACCUAUUGUGGUAAAUCGCUUGAUACCCCGUAUUGGCUUUGGUUGGACGAUGAGAGCUUGCGCUUUCCUGUUGUUAGGUCUGCUCCUCGUGACGAAUUUGACCGUUCGGUCACGGGUUGCGCCUCAGCCAAAGGAAGCGGGCAUCAUGGCUUAUCUCCGGCCAUUUACAUCGCUCUCAUUUGUGCUUACCUCGAUGGCGGGGUUCUUCUACUCCAUGGGCAUGUUUAUACCAAUUACUUUCAUGGUAACCUAUGGUGAAUACGUCGGUCUUUCAAAUAAUAUGGCUGGGUAUCUAGUCUCAAUUUUCAAUGCAUCAAGUGGAAUCGGGCGUAUUCUUCCGGGGUAUAUAGCAGAUAAGGUUGGCAGCUUCAACGUAUCAAUAGCAGCCGCGACACUUUCCACGAUAUUGAUGCUAGCAUUGUGGCUCCCAGGACAUAGCCAUGAGUCGGCGAUAGCCUUUGCUGCCUUAUUCGGAUUCAGUUCAGGCACAUACACGGCCAUCAGCCCUGCCUUGAUAGCCCACAUUUCGGACCUGGAAGAGAUAGGCACCCGUUCUGGGACCAUGUACGCGUUUAUGUCUGUGGCUGCCCUCACUGGCAGCCCAAUCGGUGGGGCUCUGAUCUCGAGCGCAGACGGGAGCUAUUGGAAGCUCCAAGUGUUCGCUGGCUGCAUGAUUGGUGCUGGGACCGCCUGCUAUAUCGCCGCCAGAUUAUACCUCACUAAAGGCAGGCUGUGGGAGAAGAUAUAA
Fusarium fujikuroi IMI 58289 is the source of this 1275-nucleotide messenger RNA. RefSeq names its product related to monocarboxylate transporter 2. NCBI's taxonomy places the organism in Eukaryota, Fungi, Ascomycota, Sordariomycetes, Hypocreales, Nectriaceae. The record is from RefSeq and is a predicted model, not a curated record. Bases 1 to 1275 code for a protein of 424 amino acids. Gene Ontology annotation, biological process: transmembrane transport. Gene Ontology annotation, cellular component: fungal-type vacuole membrane. The transcript has 4 exons. Gene Ontology annotation, molecular function: transmembrane transporter activity.